GUGACGUGUUACCAGCAAGCUGGCCGCGAGUACAGUCAGCAGUAUGAAUCCCCACUACCACCCCUACACGGAGUUGAACUCUCCACAUUCUCCGCCCCCGGACAACAACAACUAUCAUGGCCACCCCCAGCACGGCCACCCUCCACACCCUCACCACCCGGGCUCGCAGUCACACGGCAGCACCAUGAGCAACGGACACGUGAUGGGGCCUAACCAUCACCACCACCACCACCCUCAAGGGAGCACGGGCCCCCCACCACACCCCGGACCACACCACGACCACCAUCAACACCCACACCACCAGCACCCACCAUUUGGAAGCGGGGGACCACCCCCGGGAGCCCCGAUGCACCACCCGCACCAUCAUCACAUCAAUAAUAACAACAAUAAUAACAACAAUAACAGCAAUAACAAUAACUGUCCGACGGUGAAGGUGUGCGCGGGGUGUGGCGGCAAGAUCGUGGAGCGGUUCCUGCUGCACGCCCUGGACCGGUACUGGCACAACGGCUGUCUCAAGUGCACGUGCUGCGGCGCCAUGCUUGCCGACAUCGGAGGCUCCUGCUUCACGAAGGCCAACAUGAUCCUCUGCAAGAACGAUUACUACAGGAUGUUCGGAAUAUCUGGAGCGUGCUCAGCUUGCGGGCAGACGAUUCCCGCGAGCGAGUUCGUGAUGAGGGCCGGCAGCGGGACAGGUCAGGCGGCCGCCCACGGAGGAGGGCCUCAGCAACAACCCGGCGGUCACCAAGUAUUCCACCUCAAGUGUUUCACGUGUUCCAAAUGCGGGGCACAGCUCGUUCCAGGCGACCGCUACUACCUCCUUGCAGGCAGCUUGAUCUGCGAGCAGGACUGGCACAAGCUGCUCAAGGGUUCCGGCGUCGCGGGGGGCACAGCCACGAACACAGGAACCGGCGUGCGCAAGGGGAAGGUGGGUCGGCCCCGGCGGAGCAGGGACUAGAUGGACUGGACAGUGGGCACACGGAUCCUCGUGGGAACAGACAUCAGUUCCAGUGACGUAUCCACUGUUGACUCCUGAAGGGACUGUUCAAGGGAUACACGUCAUUUGCUGUGGAACCCACGUCUGGGCCUGGAAGGGAGCGGAAAGGGAACGUUUAUCUUGUUUCGAGCAAUGGUGAUUCUGUUGCUGUAGCAACCUUGUGGCUGGGAAAGACUAAUUAUGAAAACAAAUAUUUCAACAUCCGGUACUUACCGCAGCGAGCAAUUCUCUAUAAUUUUGGAGCAAGGUGUGCAGAAUUUGCCGAAAUCCCUUUCCUUGGCGUCCGGAAGCAACGAAUGAUUUCAUGGAAGCCUAUCCACAGAAAGUCUGUCUCAGCGUAAGGGUUGCGGGUGAAGGGGGGAAGAAACAGAAUGACUGCUAUAAUGCGUGAUGACUAGACUGUCAAGAAACUAUGUGACUCUGACUGGCAGCGACAGGCUUCAGGAGAGACAAAUAAAAGUAUGAACAUUUUCGCAGACGAAGUGACAAUUUUCAGUGCUAAUAAGAAUGGUUCCUCUGUCAGGCUAUAUCUGUAUGUAUGCUGUCCGCCCUCUUACAGAAUUCUGAAGCAAGAUAGAUGCAUAACCUGAAGACGUUCGAACAGUGUAAUGGAAAUAAGCCAUUGAAUAGCGUUAAUAGCUACCCAAAUCCCAUUCAGAAGAUAAUGGUUGAAUAUAUGCAGCAGAAUCAUUUUCAUGUGGCCGCUUAAUUGUGACACAGGCUUUACAAUAAUGAGGUCUCGGAGAGAAGCCGCGACCUACCAAUAAUGGAUUCUAUUACUGGGCUGAGGAAUGCGCUGCCCUUGAUCGGCAGGAAGAAGGGAAGUACCUCCCCGGAUUUUUUAAGAUUCAGAAGGGAAAAACGGAAGAAAUAUACCAAAUAUUAAUACUAGAACUUAAAAAAUACUUAAAAAUAUUGGUCUGCCCUGAAUGUUCCAUGGCGAUCAGUAAAAAUAGUCUACAAGACUCAUGCGUAAGUUUUCAAGCAACUUUUCUGCUCCCUUCCCCCUAAAAAAUACGUAAUUCUGGUGCCCCACGUAAUGUUGCUAUGGGAGCAGUUUUGCUCCCUCCAGAAUGGUACACACACCUCAACCUCAGCGGCCUCGUGAUGAUAACACUGCUAUACACAUCCAUUUGUCGAACCCAAAGCCUUCAUGUUCUGUAUCUGACGUACAAUGCAAGCCUUCAUGUAGAUGCAUGGAAUGAGUUCUUUAAUAUGCCUGAAAAUUGAUGAUCGUUUCUGAAAUAUCACAUAGGAUGAAGAGAGGUCAAAGAAUUCGAGCGGCAUUGCUGCUAAGUUAUGGUUGCUAAAAUUGAAAGAAACUGUUUCUUUGAGAAGAGACUCAAAGGUUUGUUUUUUUUUAAUUAGUGUAAAAAGUUUGUUAGUUAUUAGUUAUUAAUCAGAAGGAAAAUACGUACUCUGUUGCGACCCAUAGCGAUUGAUUUCAGCAAAGCAUCAAGCAAGCA
Molecule: messenger RNA, 2460 nt
Organism: Cryptotermes secundus
Lineage: Eukaryota; Metazoa; Arthropoda; Insecta; Blattodea; Kalotermitidae
Product: LIM/homeobox protein Lhx9
Exons: 3
Coding region: 44-955 (303 amino acids)
Source: RefSeq, a predicted model, not a curated record